Halichondria panicea is the source of this 4535-nucleotide messenger RNA. RefSeq names its product protein fantom-like. Gene Ontology annotation, biological process: non-motile cilium assembly. The transcript is spliced from 29 exons. Gene Ontology annotation, cellular component: ciliary transition zone. Lineage: Eukaryota; Metazoa; Porifera; Demospongiae; Suberitida; Halichondriidae. The record is from RefSeq and is a predicted model, not a curated record. Bases 135 to 4472 code for a protein of 1445 amino acids.
UUAGACUUCUUUCCUAAAUAAAGCCCACCUAGUUACUCCGGAUACAGAGAAGCUAGCUCUAUGCUCCAUUCUAUAGCCAUGGACAGCCUACCUACCUAGAUCUCUCAAGUCCAACAUUGCGCCACUUUGAAAUCAUGGCUGCCUCUUCUGGUGUGAGGAGAGAUAUACGUGAUCAGAAAACGCGUGUAGCAAUUUCUCAAAUGGACAAGUUGGAGCUCGAAGACCGACACUAUAGGCUCAUGGAGGAAAAUCUGGCCUUGAAGAAAUAUUCAAGAUCUCAGGAGGAGAAAAUAAAGAAGAUGGCCACUAAGUUGCUUCGAUUGACCUCUGAUGACAAGCGAGAAGCAAAGAGAGAGGGAGUAUUUCACAAUGCUGUUCAUCACCAUGGUGACCUAGAGUCGGAGCUGGACGAUGCUCUCUCCAGGAACAGAGACCUGGAAAAACAUAUCACCUCCCUUAAGAGCAAAGUGAUGGUACUGAAACAGCAGCUGGAGAGUCAUGGGAAAAGACACACCCCCUACGACCGAAUACAGUCCAGAAUCAGCUCGGGCAUCAAGAAGAAAGGUCAGAGGUCGAUGUCUACUGAGGACAUAUCCACUGACAAAAAGCCGGCUGCUCGGGAUGCUGCUACUCAGUCGUCAGUCUCGUGUCACAACAUUCUGGAGGAGGUCAGGAGGGACAAUGAGGACUUGGAGGAUCAGUUGCUUCAGUUGCAGCAAGAUGUGUCUGCCUUGAGAGCAGAGAAAGAGAGGACUAGAGAACAGCAAAAACUGAGACGUGCUCAAUUUGAGAUAGAGAAACUUCAGCUACAAGACGAACUACAGUCUCAGAUCACCACCCUGCAAAGAGAGCAUGGUGAGAGUGAGCUGAGCCUGGUCAAGUGUAGGAGGGAACUGAGGGACAAGAACUCUAGACUGGACACACUCAAUAACAAAUUCACCUCUCUGGAAAGAAACAAUGAUCUAUUGAAGGCCAGCCACUCGAGGGUACUUCACGAGAUGGAAGCUCUUAGCCAACAACUGAAAGAGGAACGUGGUCGUACGUCCAAGGUUGAGAGCCAGUUGCAUGACUCCAGGCUAUCUCAGAGGACCAUCACUGAGCUACAGGGAAUGGUGGAGGAGCUGAGAGGAGAGAAGGAUCGUCUGAGGGAGGCCAACGAUAGGCUAGCAAGAAGACAAGACGAGGUAGUGAGUAGUAUAGAGGGUCAGUCGAAGGAUCAACUGAAGACCAGCCAGCGAAGACUGAAAGAACUAGAGUCUGAGCAUAAGAGAGAACUGAGGGAGAAGGCAAAGCUGGUCGAUGAGCUGACAGUGGAGAGACAGUUGAAUGAGAGCUUGGAUAGUGAAAUGCAGGAGCUGAGGACCACCUAUCUGCAAUUGAAGGAAGACUAUGAUCAGAUCAAAGACAAACUGAGCUUCUUCAACAAGGAGAGCUCCCUGGACUGGAGCGAGGUUGAGGAGGCCCUAGUGAUGGUACGACAUGGCAAAGCUACGGGAGGGGGUGUGGUCUCAUUUCUGCCAGAGGACAAAGGGCAACAGGAAGUGUCAGAGUUGAGGGCUAGUCUGGCAGACACUAUUAAUGAGCUGGAGAAGACCAGACAACUGCUUCAGAUGCAGCACACCAUCAACAAGGAGUACAAGAGCGAGGUUGAGUCUACCAGGGAUAGACUGGUGGAGAAGGAACAAGAACACAGCUCACAGCUGCAAGAGUACGCACAGCUGUUGGACAUCAAGGCUGCCAGGAUUAAGAAACUAGAAGGACAGUUGAGGGAGAUAGCUUAUGGCACACGUCAGAUCAAGCUGGACACGGGGAGGUUCGAAUAUGGAGGGGAGGAAGAGGUCAGCGUGGAACUGGAGAGAGGACAGAACUUAUUGCAGUUCCAAGUGGGACAGGUUUCUCUAUCAAGUGAGGCCAUUUCUCAACUCCAUACAUCCUCCCCUGGUUUGUUCAUCACUCUCAACUUCUCAGACUAUGAGGCCCUGGUUACACCUGUCAAGCAAGGCUCUAGGCCCCACUUUGGCUUCACUUCUAACUAUGUGGUGACUGUGGAUGACUCUUUCCUAAAGCACCUACAAAAGAGUUUGCUCAAGUUAGAGUUGAACCAGGGCCUUGGCUUCAAGUACCAAACUUUAGGCGUGGCCACUGUCCAAUGUAAGGAGCUCAUAGCCGCAUCAUCAGGGGGCAAAGUUCACGGGAAAGUUUCACUGACGGGGGUGGAUGGUCUUCGUGAGUGUGUGUGCGUGGGGAGCGUGGAAUACUGGAUGCGAUUCAAGCACCCUGUCACCCAGUCUCUUAGACUCUAUCAGGAGCGCAGUAAGGCUGUAGCUGCUAUUGACGAGGAGCCUCACACAGUCACACAUCUCACACCCUCACACCACCACCACCCACCAGAGGACCCGGACUUCAAUGAGCUAGUCAUCUCAGUCAACAAGGCUCACGGUUUUGACUGCCAACAAUCUGCUGAGUCUCCGAGUUGCUAUGUGAUGUACAAGUUCUACACGUUCCCUGAUCACGAUACUUGUAUUGUUGCCCACUCCUCGGCCCCCGUGUUCCAGGACAAGCACACCUUCCCUCUCUCUAUGAACCAACACCUCAAUCACUAUCUACAAACCAAGAGUUUGGAGGUCUAUGUUUUUGAUGAUGCGUCCACUGAAGAGGGCUAUGUUGGGAUGACACGCCUACCAUUGCUUGAGUUAGCCGAGGGACAGCCCAUCACAGGAACGUUCCAACUACAUGAUAUGAAGGAGAAGGCUGGUGGGUUUUUGGAUAUCUCUCUUCGAUGGAAGCACGUCUAUCACACCCCCACACCCCCACUCACUGUCACACAGCCUCACACCCUCACUACUCACACACCCCUACAAGUUAUCCAAGCUCCUACCACCAAAAGCAUUGAAAAUCAAAGCGAACCACUUGAGAUUGGUAAUCUACCUUCAAAACAACAACUCAAAAACAAUUCAUUCCCCACAGAGGAACAACAGAAAACAGCAGAACCGCCUUUGAAAAAAAUCGAACCUACAAGCCGAAAACAAAAUGAUAAGAAAGCACCUCAUGUAUCUGUGGGAGAAACCCCAGCCCCCUCUGAAUCAGAGAGUGUGUCAUUGCCGUCUGCUAGCUCACCGAAGGUCACUAAGAGAGUUGUGAAAGUAUCUCGUAGCAAAGUCCCUCCGAAAGGUCAGAGUGCAAAACGAAGCAAGGGUAUUUUGAGACUGUCCAAGACUGCUGGCGAGGACAACAAGCUCCUCCCAUCUUUAAAAAACUCCCUCCCACCUCUGAAACAGGAAUCACCAUCGUGUGUUGACAAACAAACUGAACAGUUGAAAACAGAUGUACCAACAAAGCCGCCUACAACUACUGAAAUAAUUUCCCCUAUACCUAAACAACUAGCCAAAAAUGGCCCUACUGAAACAGUACCUCACAAAGCUCCACCCACAGACUCCCCAGAGAGCGAUGAUGACUUCAGCUUGACUGAAACUGAGUCACUGAUGAGCUCUAUAACUGGACUGGAGUCAACCAAACCCCCCACUCCUGAAGUAUCGGCAGCUAGUAGUCAGUUAUCACUCACGACCACGGAUGACACACUCACUGCCUCCAUCGAACCUAUGCUGGAGAGGAGUGGACACGGUGGACCUCGUGAGGGUAGUGGACCUUGUGAUGAUAGUGAAGACGUGGAAGAGGAAAUCGAAGAAGUAUUAUCUGAGGAUGAGGAAGACACAAUGUUUGAAGACCCUCUACAUCAGUCAUUAGGAAGUGACGAUGUCCUGAGUGAUCUCUCGGAACAUUCCAGUGAUGAACUCCUCCUAUCACAUCCCACACUCAAGCCUGCAGAUCUCCCGCCCCCUUCACCGUCACAUGAUCAAAUGAGCGAAGACGAUUGGUCGGAAAUAACCCCCUCAGUAACGGAUCAAGCUGACAGCAACCCGAUCACUUUAAACACUCUAACAGGAGCUACUAAUUCUAUAGACAAUUCGUCCCCUUUUCCCAGACCCACCAUAUCUAUUACAGUCGAGUCUUUUACUCUGGAGGCAGACAGCUCUCUGGAAGAUGACUCAAGAGCGUGUAAUCUCUUUGUGGAGUACCAGUUCCUGGACUUUGAUUUUGGAGAGCUGGAGACGCCCACCUCGUUACCCAAGCCAGCUCAGGGGGAGAGCAUUGCAUUCAAUUUUGAGAAAGUGUUUCAGUUAAGCUCUCACCAACUUGAUUUGCUGGCUGACAUGCUAAAGCCUGGAGACCCAUCAGAAGGAAGAGUUGUGUUUACGGUGGUGGCUGACCCAGAGGAGCAGGAAGGUGACUGUGUGGAAGUGGGCACGGCUGAGCUGGACCUCAACAAGAUAUUGCAAAAUGGUCAAGACUUGCACAGUGAAUGCAUUGAUGUGGUGAGCUGUGAUGAUGCUGAGACUGAUGCUGAGACUGUGGGGUUCCUCUCAGUGACUGUACUAGCUCUACAAACCCUACAAAUACUGAACUCACAUUAGCUGUCCUUGGAAUGUACAUUAAAUUUGUGUUUUGCAUUGCAAUAAUAUUGUCUCUCAACAUGG